Molecule: messenger RNA, 1356 nt
Organism: Soboliphyme baturini
Lineage: Eukaryota; Metazoa; Nematoda; Enoplea; Dioctophymatida; Soboliphymatidae
Source: the annotation of a GenBank genome assembly
GUCGAUAAGUGUGUUGGCAUUAAAUGCAGUGGUCGGGGGUCGUGCAUUUCCACCGCGGAAUACUACAAGUGCGACUGCGAGAAAGGAUUCGAAGGAUUAGACUGUGAAGAAGACGUGGACGACUGUGUGGAUGUCACGUGCAGUAAUCACGGCACCUGCGUUGACAAAGUCGAUUCCUACCUUUGCGAUUGUGUGAAAGGCUACACGGGGCAGGACUGCGAGACAGAUAUUAAUGAAUGCGCGGAUAAAACCUGUAGCGGUCACGGUCAAUGUAUCGACGGUGUUGGAUAUUACUCGUGUACUUGCGAUCCCCCGUUCACUGGUCAAGACUGCGAAAAAGACGUCAGCGACUGCAACGGAGUCACUUGCAACAACCGAGGCAUGUGUCAGAGAGUGGAUGAUACUUGGAAAUGCGUCUGCCAACGGGGUUAUAGCGGCAGUUACUGCGAAAUAGAUAUAGACGACUGUGCCGGAGAUGCACACUGUGACAACGGAGGGAUCUGCGUAGACGGCGUCAACGGGUACCGUUGUAUUUGUGCACCUGGAUACGAGGGACGACACUGUGAAAAAUACUCUGGGAUAUGUAACGCCAGACUGUGUAAUUAUCGGGGAAUAUGCAGGGAAGAAGAGUCUGGCCCGACUUGCAAGUGUAACGAAGGCUACACCGGCAAGCACUGUAAUUCAGUGUUCAAUUACUGCUUCGAUAUUUCCUGUAACGCACGAGGAAACUGCACCAGCGAGCCUUCUGGCCCAGUGUGUAACUGUGUUUUUGGUUUCACUGGUCGUUUUUGUGAGAAAGGCAUCGACGAUUGCGUUGGUAUCACGUGCAACAAUCGCGGCAGUUGCAUCGACGGUUUGAAUUGGUUUAAAUGUGACUGCAAUCCGGGCUAUGCUGGAAAAUAUUGCGAAACAGAGUUGGACGAGUGCUACUGCAACACGUGCGAAGGGCGAGGUUUCUGCACCGACAGACCUAACAACUUCACUUGCCGAUGCGAUCCGGGCUACACGGGACAAAGCUGCGAUUUGGGUAAGCAAGAUACUGCGAAAGAAAACGAACAAAAAGUGUUCAAUUACCAGGUUCAGUACACAACGGCGGCAAUAAUUUGCAUCUUGCCCUCACAGUGGAGCAACAUCGACAUAGAGUUUCGCAACAGACUGCAACAGCCGAUGAUCUCACUUCAAGUGGAUGUCAAAAAUCAGGUCCUGAUUGGAAAGUACUUAAUUGGUACUCGUGGCAGGACUUUCGAAAUCCGACGAAGAAUAGGUGAAAAGGAAGACUUUGCUAUCGUUGCGGGAGUACCAACUAUUAUUUCGGUCGUUUUCCGUGAGGCACCUUGCAAAGUAAGCGAGAUAUGA